AUGUACCACCGGUUCUUCCCCGUCCAAAACGACGCCAGCGCCCUCCCAGGCGCAACCCUGGAAGCCAAUCCCGACGACAACAACCGCCUUCACAUCCUAGAGAACCCUUUCGAGAAGUGCAUGUUAGCCCAGUUCAACACCGGCGCCGUGGCCUGA
Messenger RNA from Phialemonium atrogriseum, 156 nucleotides. RefSeq lists its product as uncharacterized. The record is from RefSeq and is a predicted model, not a curated record. The coding region runs from base 1 to 156 and encodes 51 amino acids. The transcript has a single exon. Lineage: Eukaryota; Fungi; Ascomycota; Sordariomycetes; Cephalothecales; Cephalothecaceae.